AUGUACACGGCUUUCCAGGUGGACGAACAUACGUUCAAGGUGUGUUCUAUCAUGGGCAUGUCGGAUUCAGAACCUGAAGACCCGGACAAGGGAAGGAACUACUUUGUGAAGGCAUCGAUAAGCGAAGGCGAAUACUACUGCCAAUGCUGCAAAUUUGAAAGGGACGGGAUUGUGUGCUGUCACAUACUAGAAGUAAUGGACAUGAACGCGGUGACACGAAUGCCCCGCCAUUUCAUAAGGCGGCGAUGGACUUGGGACGCUGACGACGCAUUGGCGCCGCAAACAUCAAACGCAGUUUUGGCUGUGCAUGACGAGAGACCAGAGUCAACCAUGGAAGCCGUGAGGCACGUUGUGUUGACAAAGAACUAUGUUGAACUAAUUGAUGAAGCGUGCAAGAGUGAUGAGACAGCGAGGGUCGCCGAAAAACACAGGAAGGCCCUCAAAAGAGAGCUUGAUGAGAUCAAGAAGAGGAAAGCUGAGGAAGCCUUACACAGGUUCCCCCGCACAUCAAGUGUGCCUUCAUCCAUGGGGCCAUCAUCUGAAAACUCGGAGGUAGGAUCUGUAACAGCAAGCACACAAACUCAGGUUAGGAACCCGCCCCGUUCCAUCACAAAAGGGCGUCCAAAAGAGAUAAGAUACAAAUCGGGAUUGGAGAUUCAAGCAAAACACAAGAAACCAAAGAAAGGGACGGGCAAUCCAUAA
Messenger RNA from Aegilops tauschii subsp. strangulata, 702 nucleotides. RefSeq lists its product as uncharacterized. NCBI's taxonomy places the organism in Eukaryota, Viridiplantae, Streptophyta, Magnoliopsida, Poales, Poaceae. Gene Ontology annotation, molecular function: zinc ion binding. Gene Ontology annotation, biological process: regulation of DNA-templated transcription. The record is from RefSeq and is a predicted model, not a curated record.